AUGCCUGCGAGCCCAGACUUGAAGCCCCGAAGUCCUCUGAAGUCGUUCACCAAGCGCAGCAAGCGCAGAGCUGCGGCUGACCUACAGGUCACCUGCAGCGUCACCAACCUCCAGAGCUUCACGGUGUAUCAGGUCCGAGUGAGGGAGAGGUGCACGGACUUCAUCUACGACAGUGAUUGGGGCUACUCGGACCCCAUCAUGACAACCAUGCCCGUCCAAGCCGGCGUGCCCGCCGACAUGCGCAUCGUUCCCAACUCCAUCACGGCCUUCUUUUUCGACGUGUCCUGGCAGGCCGGAGCCAGUGGGCAGUGCAUCUUCAAGGAGUGGGUCAUGGAGGUGUACCAAACCUCCCCAGAUCCCGAAGAUUGGGCCUUCGCGCCGCUGCCCUCGCUCCAAGACCCUCCGGGCGUCUGG
Symbiodinium sp. CCMP2456 is the source of this 414-nucleotide messenger RNA. The record is from the annotation of a GenBank genome assembly. Lineage: Eukaryota; Dinophyceae; Suessiales; Symbiodiniaceae.